AUCCUUUAAAAGUAACAUAAAACCAUUUUUUUUUUCAAAUCCAUUGAUAAAACCAUUGAUUAUAAAAUUUUAAAAACUAAUCAAAUAAUUAUUUUUAUUUUUUACACCUUCAGUUCGAAAAACUUCAGAAACUUUCGUUCUGUCAAUUUUUAAAUUGUAUAAAACAUUUUUACGAUAUAGGUAUUUUUAGCUUAUUUUAAAAUGUCUUACAAUUUUAAAAAAGAAGAAGAUGUGAAAGAAUAUAUAAAGAAUAUAGGAAUUGAAUACAGGUUUGGUUGCUUUAGUGAAAAGGAUCCUCAAAUAUGUCAAUUGCUUGGAGACUAUCUAGAAGCUAUCGAAAAUAAUCCAGACAAAGCCGCCAAAAUUUAUAAACAAAAUUGUGAUGAACGGCAUUUUGGUCGUAGCUGUUAUAAAUAUGCUUCAUAUUUGGAGAAAACAAAUUUGAAAAAUUUAAAACCAGUUCUGCCUGAAAUGAUCAAAUAUCUAAAAAAAGGCUGUGAUCAUAAUUGGUCAGAUGGUUGUUUUGCCGCUGGUAUGAAAUUAAAUUACCAUAGCAACCUUAUUCCAAAUAUAGAAGAAAGAACAAAGAGCAUACUAGAGGGUCUUCAAUAUUUGGAAAAAGCAUGCAAUAACCGUCAUGCGGAGGCAUGUUAUGUAGCCAGCACAAUUCAUUACAAUGGUUAUGACGAAAUUGGCCUGAAGCCUAAUAAAAUCAAAUUUUUAGAGUUUUCGGAAAAAGCUUGUGAACAUAAUGACAUUAGAGCGUGUGUUAAUGCAUCGGUAGCCUAUAAAAAAGGAGACGGGGUACCCGUUGAUUUAGAACUAGCUCAAAAGUUUAAAGAUAAAGCUCUAGAUAUUCAAAAACAAAUAUUAGAAGAAAAAGGUGUACAAUUUAAUAGUUAAUCCAAUGAUGAAUUAUAGUAUUUAGUUUUAUUUAAAACUUUAGCUGUUAAGCAAGUCUUAUUGUUUGUUAAUAUAUUAUACUAUGUGAAUACUUUGGAAUACUUGAGCCUUGUAAAUACACUUUUUCAUCUUGUGA
Adelges cooleyi (spruce gall adelgid) is the source of this 1039-nucleotide messenger RNA. RefSeq names its product cytochrome c oxidase assembly factor 7 homolog (gene Coa7). Gene Ontology annotation, molecular function: protein binding. The transcript is spliced from 4 exons. Bases 202 to 903 code for a protein of 233 amino acids. Lineage: Eukaryota; Metazoa; Arthropoda; Insecta; Hemiptera; Adelgidae. Gene Ontology annotation, cellular component: mitochondrial intermembrane space. The record is from RefSeq and is a predicted model, not a curated record.